UCUAAGUUUUUAAUAUUUUUUUUCAGCCAUUUCUACGAUCAGGAUGGCGCUAGGAGGAAAAUGGGCAGUGUUAUUGGGUCUGGUUGUUUUGCAGUUUUUUCUAGCUGGAGUCUGUGUUGAAGGCAAAGCGAAACAAAGUUUGGAAAUUUCUGGAUCCAAUACAGAAGAGGAAGAAGAAGAAAUAUAUGAAGAACUGAUAUUAGAAGGCGAGACUGAUUCUGAAGCCUUACAAGAUGCAGAAAUAGAAGUGCAAGAAGAAGUAAGUGCAAAGGGAAAAGCAACACCUGCAGUCAAUAUUGAUAGCGAUUCCACAGAUGAGGAAGAAGAAGCUUUGCUAGAGGCUCAACUGCAAGCUAUAGCAGCAAAAAGCGCAGAAAAUGUUAAAGCCAGCACAAAAGUAAGCGUAGAUCCUGGUAUAGAAACUGAAUCUGAGCUAGAAGAAGAAGAACUAGAAGAAGAGGAAGAAGAAGAAGCUACGGUAGCAAAAAGCGCUGAGGUUACAGAAAAUGUUAAAGCCAGUACAAAAGUAAGCGUAGAUUCUGGUAUAGAAACUGAAUCCGAACUAGAAGCUGAAGAAGAAGAAGAAGAACUAGAAGAAGAGCUAGAAGAAGAAGAAGAAGAUAGCGCUGAGGUCACAGAAAAUGUUAAAGCCAGUACAAAAGUAAGCGUAGAUUCUGAUAUAGAAGCUGAAGAAGAAGAAGAACUAGAAGAAGAAGAAGAAGGAUCAGCAGUUUUUAAAACUACGGUAGCUGGUGGAGCACAAACAACAGACUUUUUUGAGAAUUUAGAUGAAGAGGAAGAAGAGGAAGAAUUAGAAGCAAAGGAGGAGCAAUCAGACGAAGAAGAUGACAGCGAAAUUGAACUUGAGUUAGAGCUAGAAGCCGAGGAAGAUGCCGAAGCAGAAGCCAACCUUAAACAGAAACAAAGUGCAAAACAAAGCGUUUUGAAACAGCAACGCAAGGAAGAACUGUUAGCAGAACAAGAGGCGGAAGAAGAAGAGGAAACUAUUGAAGAAGUAAGCAUAGAAGUCGUAUCACCAAAGAAAGCUCCGAAGAAGCAUUUGAAAGUUCAUAUCAGCGAUCCCGAAUUCGAACAGAAAUUAUACAGGAAAUAUCAAGACUACGUAUCUAUACAGGAUUUCAGACAUUAUGUAUUAAGAGAAGUCGAUGCGGUUCGCAGGGACUUCUACAUAGACGAAACUAUAAACAGAACAGAAGAACGACAGGACGAUGAGGCUUACUACAGUACAAGAGAGCGUGACGUCUAUGGCUAUUUCGAUAAAACAACUGAACGAGAAAAUGAUGAAGCUUUCGAUAGGUACAAGCUUCGUCCGAGACUGCAGAAGAAAGCCGGUGAUCCUGAUGUUGGAAUUAAAAUGUUGGGACACUUCUCCUCUUUCCCCCUCGGUAUUGCCCCGAUACCUUUCUUGGAGUGGACUCAUCCUGAUGGAGAAAUUGGAGUCGCACAAGCUGCUCAGUCUUUCAUUGUGCCGAUGAUCGUCAGCGCCUUUUCUAACACGUAUUUGGAAGAAAUCCGUUUCAGCGCUCCUCAUGCCAAACUCUGGAUGGAGACCUACAUUUUUAAAGAUGGACGUAUCACCGAAAACAUUGUUAACAGAGCUGAUGUUGUUGGAUAUCAAGCCAUCGUAGUUACCGUAGAUGCUCCUGUUUACUCUUCGAACUACAUAGACUGGAGAUCAGAUUUUGUCUUACCUACAUAUUUAAGGGUUCCUAACAUUGAAGAUCAUGACGUCAACAUUGAACUUCCUAAUUUUGAGUUUGCUGACGCACCUGAAUCAGUUGAAUUCCAAACUACGGUGAAAAAGACAAAAACACAUAAGAAAAAUCCGGAUGCAGAAACCGAAGCAUUUGGUGACGCGGGUUUUGAUGGUAUAGGCUUGGCAGGACUUAACCUAGAUGUUGAUGAGGAUAUUUUAGGCUCGGAACAGUUUGAUUUAGAUGGACUUUUAAACGUGAGAAAGAAACGUGGUUUGGAUUUUGGCGACGCGCUUCAGGAACUAGACACCGAUCUGGGAAUAUCUGCCGAUGUUAAAGAUGCACAGGCAAAUGCUGGUGUAGACGCAGCUUUGAAUAUAGCCGUGAAUGAAGGUCUACCUGAUGAUUUACUGGGUGACGGAGAUGUCGAAGUCGUCGACGACACUCAGUUCUGGGACGGAAGGACUGACUCCUACUUCGAAGACUGGCCUGGUAGUUUUCCUCUUGGCUUCGGGCAUAAAGAUCACCUGGGUGACAUCAAGGGACACCUCCUCGGAGAGGACAGAACAAAAUUUUCUUUCUGUAUUGGCAGUUACAAGUUUGAGGAGUAUUUUGAAUAUCUUGUAGAUCCCGAUGCACAGUGGAAAGACUUCAAACACAUUCGAGACCUUACCGAUUUACCUCUAGUUGCGAAGGGAAUUCUUACAGGCUGUGAUGCAAGAGAAGCAGUGAGAAACGGUGCAAAUGCCAUCAUCGUUUCUAACAAUGGUGGAAGGCGCCUUGACGAAACACCUGCAACGAUCGAAGCGCUUGCUGAAGUCGUGGAAGCUCUGGAUCAUCACGAAUUUGACCACAUCGAAAUCUACUUGGAUGGUGGAGUUCGUUUCGGUACCGACAUCUUCAAAGCAGUUGCAAUAGGGGCAGAUGGUGUUUUCAUCGGUCGACCUAUUGCUUGGGGAUCUUUGCAUAGUGGUAAAAAUGGAGCCCAACGAGUUCUUCAGAUACUUCGUAAAGAGUUUGACAGAACAAUGACUUUUAUGGGUGCUGGCAAAGUAGACGAUAUUGUGAGAUCAAUGGUUGUAUCACAAAAUUAUUACUUCUAUCGUUAUGAAUCCGAUUACAGACGUCAUGGUGAUAGAACAGGCGGAAUUAACGUUGGUCCUCAUUCUGACUAUUACUUGGUUUGUCCUUUCGAUUACAAAGAUAACCAUCUAAUACACCACAUAGGCGCAGGAGUGGGUGAUGGAAGCCAAUGGUUUGAGGACAGUAGCUAUUCAUUUUCUUCGUAUUCGUUCUCAUCUUCCGAUAUCUUGGGUGUUUCUGCAGAUAUUUUGGGUGUUGGAGUUGACGUCAGCCUCAGCAGUAGCAGCAGUAGCAGCAGUAGUAGCAGUAGCAGUAGCUGCAGCAGUCACAGUGACAGUAUCAUCGCUGCAUCGGACAGUUUCAGUUGGAGCAGCGAAAGUAGUAUCAGUAUUUCCGAAUCCUCCGUGAUUGAUGUCAGCGUUAUCCCAUUGGGAGUUACAUUCCUCGAUUCUUCUUUGGUCGACUCAUCAGCUUCAAUCGAAGGAGUCUCUCUGAUUCGAUCCGAUGACAGCUGGUCUCUUACUCUCAUUGACAUUCAUGACGGCAUUUCUGUUGGUGUUCAUGCAGGUGUUGGAGCUCAUGUUGGUGCGUCAGCUGCGGUUGAUGCCGGAGUGUCAGUUGGAGUAGGAAUUGAAGCUGACUUCGAAAUUGAAACGGAUUUCGAAGCUGAAACUGAUAUCGAAGCUGGAUUUUCCGCUGAUAUCAGUGCUGGAUUUGGUGCUGAUAUCGGUGCUGGAUUUGGAGUUGAUAUCGAUGCUGGAUUUGGAGCUGAUGUGCGUGCUGACCUUGAAGCUGGAUUGGACAUUUCCGCUGGUAUUGGUGCUGACCUCGAAGCCGGAUUGGAUCUUUCCGCUGGUAUUAGUGCUGACCUUGAAGCUGGAUUGGAUCUUUCCGCUGGUAUUGGUGCCAAACUUGAUGCUGAAUUUGGUGCUUCUUUGCUUGAACUUGAAAAAUAGUUGCCAGCUGGCAGCCUCAUCAGUUUGUGGUUUAUACUGAAAUUUUUUGUUCUAUCCUUAAAUUUAAUCUAGUACAGAUGUAUAUAUUUUCCAAUAUUACAAGUUACAUAGAGAAGCUCGUAUUAAUAGACACUGGAAAACUUGAAUGCUACAAGAAAUUUUGGUAUAUACCAUGUUAAUAGAGUUAUUAUGAAUAUUAAUGUAUUUUAGUAUUUCACUAAGAAUAAUAAUUGCUAAAAUACGUAAUGAUAAAUUGUUUUGUGGUUGCAGUUUUUGCAUCUUUUUCCUUUCUGUGUUUCUAAAGUAUUCAAUACAUGCUUUUAUUUAAUAAGGGUUGAACUGUAAUAGCAAAACACUUUAUUAUUUUAUAAAUAGGAAUAUUCUAAGUAUUGGCAAUAUUUCACAAUCUGUUGCUUGCCGAAGAAAUUUCCUUGAGAUUGCUUCAAUAUAUUUUCAUGUACAAGUUACAUUUUCAUAUUAAAAGAAAUUUUAAAGUACUUUCGGAAAAGUUCUAUAAAUUUAUAGUACUUUCCCGAUUUCCUAACUGAUGUAAUACAAUAACUAAAUAUGCUGUAAAAUUUGUGUAAUAAAUAUAGAUAUAGUUUUGCCAGA
Messenger RNA from Stegodyphus dumicola, 4366 nucleotides. RefSeq lists its product as uncharacterized. Gene Ontology annotation, molecular function: oxidoreductase activity. The record is from RefSeq and is a predicted model, not a curated record. NCBI's taxonomy places the organism in Eukaryota, Metazoa, Arthropoda, Arachnida, Araneae, Eresidae.